AUGCACACGUUCGCAAACCCAAACCCAGCCUUCGUACCCGGUACACCGAAAGAUCCCAAUGCAGAGUAUACAAAGACUCUGGUGAUAGGGCGCAAGAAAGAGGAGAACACACUUUGGGUCGAUACAGAGUUGGAGGACAUGCUGGCUCCCAAGGGACCUCUACGGACAGCAAUCUACGUGGUAGACGACAAAGACGCGGAACUGCACCCUCCGAAAAACAAGGGACACGAGGCAAUGGUGUAUCUCACAUAUAUCAUUGACAACUACGACAAUCUUUCCGAUGUCAGCAUCUUCAUGCACGCACAUCGCUACGCCUGGCACAACAACGACAUUAUGGAUCUGGACUCUGCGCAAAUGGUCCGUAAUCUGAAUCCCAAUCAUGUCAUCCGACACGGUUAUGUCAACCUUCGCUGUCACUGGUCUCCUGGCUGUCCUGCAGAAGUCAGUGGUAUUCAUCCUGGAGCGCUAGUCGCCAAUGCACAGAGACAGGAGGAAAUGAUUAUUGCAGAAGCUUGGAGUGAGAUCUUUCCUCUAGACCCUAUUCCGCCAACAUUGUCGCAGCCUUGUUGUGCGCAAUUUGCGAUCAGUAGGGAACGGAUACAGGCUUUGCCUCUGUCCAAGUAUAUCUACUACCGGGACUGGCUACUGAAAACAUCUCUUUCGGACAGUUUGUCAGGUAGAGUGUUUGAGCAAAUCUGGGUUGUCAUCUUUGGCGGCGUCGCGGUAGAUUGCCCUGCGAUGCACCUCUGUUACUGCGACGGUUAUGGUUAUUGUUUCGGUGGCGCCGACAAAUAUGCUGAGUUCGACGACCUACGUUAUGUUCUCAGAGAUCGCGAAGAUGAGAUGAGAACAAUUCGCAAGAAUGAAGCUCUGAUCGAGGAGGCCGAGUCUGGAGGGCGAGUGCCAGAAGAGACGGACAAUUUGGUAAUACCGGAGCCAGGGCGCAAAGAAUGGAUCCACGAUCAGAUCGAUAUACUGCGCAUGGAUCUCACCAUCCGGCGACGCGAGGCUAAGGUAAGAGGGCAAGAUGCUCGAAACCGAGCUGCAGAGGCAGGUCGAGAGUGGAAAGAGGGAGAUGGAUUCUAG
Aureobasidium pullulans EXF-150 is the source of this 1086-nucleotide messenger RNA. RefSeq lists its product as uncharacterized. The record is from RefSeq and is a predicted model, not a curated record. Lineage: Eukaryota; Fungi; Ascomycota; Dothideomycetes; Dothideales; Saccotheciaceae. The transcript has a single exon. Bases 1 to 1086 code for a protein of 361 amino acids.